Molecule: messenger RNA, 2312 nt
Organism: Argentina anserina (silverweed cinquefoil)
Lineage: Eukaryota; Viridiplantae; Streptophyta; Magnoliopsida; Rosales; Rosaceae
Product: soluble starch synthase 1, chloroplastic/amyloplastic
Exons: 14
Coding region: 49-1965 (638 amino acids)
Cellular component (GO): chloroplast
Molecular function (GO): alpha-1,4-glucan glucosyltransferase (UDP-glucose donor) activity
Source: RefSeq, a predicted model, not a curated record
CUCUCUCUCUCUCUCUACCACCAUUUUUCUCACAGCCGUUUUUUCAUAAUGGAGUCUCUGAGAUUCACUACCCUAAUCCCAUGCAAAUCAUAUUCCGGGAAUUUAGCGCGACCCAAAUUGGCCAAUCAUCAUCAUGAGGUGACUGCACAAGUCGGGUUUAAUCCUUUGUGGAACAAGAGAAGCAAAACAGAGGCGUUGAGGCUCGUGGCGACUAAAGCUGGCUCCCAAGAUGGCGCUUCUGUCGUUGAAGAUCAGAAGGAGGAAGAAAAGGGUGUCAAAUUUGGCGCCGAGAGAGAUUCGUCUGGCUCUGUAAUCGGGUUUAAUCUUUCUCCUCCCAAUGGUGAUGUUGUGAUUGAGAGUGAAGAUGUGACUUCUGAUAGAAUAGAAAGAGCGGGAGAUGUAGGAGGAAAAGAGAAGCCUAAGGCAAAAGUGACAAGGAAUGUGAUUUUUGUUACUGCGGAAGCAGCACCUUAUUCAAAGACUGGAGGGUUGGGAGAUGUUUGUGGUUCAUUGCCGGUUGUUCUAGCCCGACGAGGGCAUCGUGUCAUGGUUGUUUCUCCGAGAUAUUUAAAUGGCUCUCCUGCAGACAAGAAUUUUUCGGAUGCCGUUGAUGUAGGGCAUACUAAUGUCAUUUGCUUUGGAGGAAAGCAAGAGGUUGCUUUCUUCCAUGAGUAUCGAGAAGGUGUUGAUUGGGUGUUUGUAGAUCACCCAUCGUUCCAUAGGCCUGGAAAUCCAUAUGGAGAUAGUUUUGGUGCAUUUGGUGAUAAUCAAUUUCGGUUCACUUUACUUUCCCACGCAGCAUGUGAAGCACCCUUGGUGCUUCCAUUGGGAGGAUAUACCUAUGGCCAACACUGUUUAUUCAUGGUGAAUGAUUGGCAUGCCGGUCUUGUUCCAUUGCUUUUGGCUGCAAAGUAUCGUCCACAUGGAGUUUACACUGAUGCUCGAAGUGUUCUUGUUAUUCAUAACCUUGCACAUCAGGGAGUGGAAUCAGCAGUAACAUAUAAAAAUUUGGGACUGCCUGCCGAGUGGUAUGGAGCAUUGGAGUGGGUGUUUCCGGAAUGGGCCAGGGCUCAUGCUCUUGAUAAAGGUGAGGCUGUGAAUAUCCUAAAGGGUGCCGUUGUGACAUGUGAUCGGAUAUUGACAGUGAGUGAGGGUUAUGCAUGGGAAAUAACAACGGUUGAAGGUGGAUAUGGUCUGAAUGGACUCUUAAGUAGUAGAAAGAGCGUUUUGAAUGGGAUCACUAAUGGCAUUGAUGUUGAUGAAUGGGAUCCAUCUACUGACAAACAUAUUGCUUCACAUUAUUCUUCUAAUGAUCUUUCUGGGAAGGUUGAAUGCAAGAUUGCUUUGCAGAAGGAAUUAGGCCUUCCAAUUAGACCUGAUUGUCCAUUGAUUGGAUUCAUUGGCCGACUGGACUACCAGAAAGGUAUUGACCUAAUUCAAUCAGGAAUACCGGAGCUCAUGUCUGAUGACGUGCAAUUUGUUAUGUUAGGUUCUGGGGACGUACAAUGUCAAGAUUGGAUGAGAUUAGCAGAAGCAACCUAUAAGGAUAAAUUUCGUGGUUGGGUUGGGUUUAACGUCCCAGUCUCUCAUAGAAUAACUGCAGGCUGUGACAUAUUGUUGAUGCCUUCAAGAUUCGAGCCCUGCGGGCUAAAUCAAUUAUAUGCAAUGAGAUAUGGAACUAUACCUGUAGUUCAUAGCACAGGAGGACUUAGAGAUACGGUGGUUAAUUUCAAUCCAUAUGCUGAAGGAGGCGGUGAGGGAACAGGGUGGACAUUUUCUCCCCUAACGAAAGAGAGCAUGUUGGCGGCUCUAAGACUUGCGGUUCGAACUUACAAAGAGUACAAGCCUUCUUGGGAUGGAUUGGUGAAAAGAGGCAUGGAGAAGGACUUCACAUGGGAGAGUGCUGCAAUUCAAUAUGAGCAGGUCUUCGAAUGGGCAUUUAUCGACCCACCAUAUGUUGCUUGAGGCCAAAAUACAAUUGAGAAAAUGACCCCCAAUAUUUUCUGGUUCACUCCAUGUAUAGGGUAAUUGAGAUCACACAAGCUUUUGGUUGGUGUCAACAUGGUAGGUAUACAGGAGUUUGAUCACUAUAGUUUUAUUCAUUUAGUGAUAAUGCAAUCGAUCAUUUCACCUAUUAUAAUGGCUCAUCCAUGCCUUUGAAGUUAAUAGUUUAGAUAGCUCGCUAUAUAUUGUAAAAAGGAUUUGUAGUUUCGACGAAAUAAUUGUGUCAUUGAAGAUACAUAAUAUGUUCGAUAUUCUUGGUGUACCUUAGAAAUGAAGUUGCAUACACAGCCAUCGACUUGGUAUGAAGU